This is a messenger RNA of Sphenostylis stenocarpa, 1161 nucleotides long. Lineage: Eukaryota; Viridiplantae; Streptophyta; Magnoliopsida; Fabales; Fabaceae. The record is from the annotation of a GenBank genome assembly.
AUGAAAACCUCUGAAGAUACUCCAACAAAUGGAUCUGCUGUGCCCCCUGGCAGACGCCUUGUUGUUCCCCUGCAUAUUUGUGUUUUGCAGGGUUUGUCCUUUGUGAAGGCUCAGCUUCUUUCCAUGGAGUUUCCUGCUCAUGUUGGUGAGAGUCUUCCGAAGUUGGAUGAUGAAAAUAAUAAGUCUACUGAUGAACAUGUUGCCUCAGAGACAAAAAUGGACAGAUUGGUUAAAAUAGAUCCUUUCAGAGGAAGUUGGGGGCUGCGAUUUUUUGAACUUGAGUUAUCUAAUCCAACUGAUGUUGUGUUUGAAAUCAAUGUCUCUGUCAAACUGGAGAACUCAAGCAAUGAGAACAACCAUUUUACUGAUCAGGGUGCUACAGAAUAUGUCUAUCCCAAUACAAGAAUUGAUAGAGAUUGCUCAGCUAGGGUUCUGGUGCCUCUUGAGCAUUUUAAAUUACCUGUUCUGGACGAUUCCUUUUUUAUGAAGGACAUCCAGUCAGAUGGGAAUGGUGCAGGAAGAAAUGCAUCCUUCUCAGAGAAGAACACCAAAGCUGAACUAAAUGCUUGUAUCAAGAACCUUAUAUCUAGGAUUAAGGUUCGAUGGCAUUCAGGACGAAAUAGCUCUGGAGAGUUAAAUAUCAAAGAAGCUAUCCAGGCUGCUCUCCAAACAUCAGUCAUGGAUGUUUUACUUCCAGAUCCAUUGACGUUUGGCUUUAGGCUUGUUAGAGAUGGUUCUGAAUCAGGAAAACGUGAUCCUGAUAAAGAAUCUGAAUCUCCUGCUUCCAAAGGUUCAGUGAUUGCGCAUGAAAUGACAUCAAUGGAAGUUCUGGUUCGUAAUAACACUAAGGAUAUGAUCAAAAUGAGUCUUACUAUUACUUGCAGAGAUGUAGCUGGGGAGAAUUGUGUAGAUGGUACCAAAGCAACUGUUCUGUGGACUGGUGUUCUGAGUGACGUUACUAUGGAAAUUCCUCCACUUAAGCAAAUUAAACACUCAUUCUGCCUACAUUUUCUUGUCCCUGGAGAGUAUACACUACUUGCUGCAGCAGUGAUUGAUGAUGCAAAUGACAUUCUUCGUGCUCGUGCCAAGACCACUUCGGCUGCCGAGCCAAUUUUCUGUCGUGGACCGCCGUAUCGCGUUCGUGUCCUUGGAACUGCAUAA